This is a messenger RNA of Meloidogyne enterolobii, 248 nucleotides long. The record is from the annotation of a GenBank genome assembly. Lineage: Eukaryota; Metazoa; Nematoda; Chromadorea; Rhabditida; Meloidogynidae.
UUAUUUUUUGAGAGAAAUUUUCUUUUAUAAAUCAAAAAAAAAUUAUGGAUCAAAACAGAGAAGGGCAAGUUCAACAACAACAAGGAGGAGGAGGAGGACAACAACAACAAGAAUUGCCAGUCGCCGAAAUUACUUGCACUGUACAAUUUGUAAGCAACCGAAACAAUCAACAAGGGCAAGCUGUUCAAGGACAAGGACAACAACAACAAAAUUACGGCAAUCGACAACAACAUCAAAAUGGAACUUGA